AAUGCGAGUUCAAGGCCAAUUACGGUGUAUGGACCCUCGCCGGUCUGGACCGCAUCAAGAGUCUCCGAUCCAAGGGCUACACAAGCGCUCAAAUAUAUAGUGCAGUUGAAGCAGCAGCUGGUAUUGCACUACCAAUGCUUGAGAGGCUUCAGUAUCUUGAAGAUGCUCCUG
Perkinsus marinus ATCC 50983 is the source of this 171-nucleotide messenger RNA. RefSeq lists its product as hypothetical. The transcript has a single exon. NCBI's taxonomy places the organism in Eukaryota, Perkinsozoa, Perkinsida, Perkinsidae. The annotation marks the transcript as partial. The record is from RefSeq and is a predicted model, not a curated record.